Zonotrichia leucophrys gambelii is the source of this 5162-nucleotide messenger RNA. Its product is annotated as hexokinase HKDC1-like. The record is from RefSeq and is a predicted model, not a curated record. The transcript has 19 exons. NCBI's taxonomy places the organism in Eukaryota, Metazoa, Chordata, Aves, Passeriformes, Passerellidae. Bases 461 to 3241 code for a protein of 926 amino acids. Gene Ontology annotation, biological process: carbohydrate phosphorylation; glucose metabolic process; glycolytic process. Gene Ontology annotation, cellular component: mitochondrion; cytosol. Gene Ontology annotation, molecular function: ATP binding; fructokinase activity; mannokinase activity.
GAGCUCUGGGAGAAGGGAGAAGAAUCAGCCCAAACCUCCCUGCUGGGAAUUGCACAAGAAGCAUUCCAGCUGGGGGCAGGGGUCUGUGUGGCUCUGCUCUUUACACAGCUGAAGCUUAAUUGGUACAAAGCUGCCGAUAAGGGUGCACUGUGCAGGGCUGGAGUGAAGGUAGUUCAUGCAGAAGAGCUGAGCAGAGGGAAGAAGUCUCCUGAAUCCGUUCAGCUGCCCAGAUUCCCGGCAGCCCUGGCCGUGGUGGGAGCCCGUCAGCCCCUGGAACGGAGCACGGAGCGGGGCAGGCUGCGUAGCAACUGCUUGGAGAAGUGGAACUCUGCUAUUGCACACGGGGGAAAAUGCCUCUGCUGAAGUUUCUCUAGCUCCAGCUUGGUGAAUAAAGAUCUGUCGCUUUGGAGUUCCUCACGGCAGCUCUGUCACUACUGACUCAUCCAUCUGCUUCAGGAAAAUGUUUGCUGUCCACUUGCUAGCUUUCCAUUUCACAAAGCUAAAAGAGGAUCAAAUAACAAAGGUGGACAGGUUCCUGCACCAGCUGCGCCUCUCUGAUGAUGUCCUGCAGGAUGUGGCAGCUCGUUUCCAGGCUGAGAUGCUGAAGGGGCUGGCCAGGGACACCAACCCCACGGCAGCAGUGAAGAUGCUGCCCUCGUUCGUGCGCUCGCUGCCCGACGGCUCAGAGAAGGGGGAGUUCCUUGCUGUGGACCUGGGGGGCUCCCAGCUCCGUGCCCACCAGGUGAGGGUGUCUGAUGAUGGCAAGCAGAGCAGCCAGCUGGAGAGCAAGUUCUACCCCACACCCAAGGAGGUCACCCAGGGCAACGGAGCUGAGCUCUUUGAUUACAUUGCUGACUGUCUGUCAGACUUCAUGGACACCAGAAACCUGAAGCAGAAGAAGUUGCCUCUUGGAUUUACAUUUUCUUUUCCAUGCAAACAGACCAAGCUGGAUGAGGGGGUUCUCCUUGAGUGGACCAAGCACUUCAGGGUCCGAGGAGUGCAGGGCACAGACGUGGUCAGCUCCCUGCACAGGGCCCUCCAGAAGCACCAGGCAAGUCCAUUGAUGGCAAUUUUUAAGGACAUAGAUGUUGAUGUUUUGGCCCUGGUCAAUGACACGGUGGGAACCAUGAUGACUUGUGGAUAUGAUGACCCGCGCUGUGAAGUUGGACUCAUAAUUGGGACUGGCACCAACGCCUGCUACAUGGAGGAGAUGAGGCACAUCAGCCUGGUGGAGGGGGACGAGGGCAGGAUGUGCAUCAACACAGAGUGGGGGGCCUUUGGGGACGAUGGGGCUUUGGAUGAUCUCCGCACGGAGUUCGAUCGGGAGCUGGAUCUGGGAUCUCUCAACCCUGGAAAACAACUGUUUGAGAAGAUGAUCAGCAGCCUGUAUUUGGGGGAACUUGUGAGACUCAUUCUCCUUAAAAUGACCAAGGAAGGUCUGCUCUUCAAUGGGAAAGUGUCAGCUGCUCUGCUUACUAAGGGCAAGAUUGAAAUGAAACACGUGUCUGCAAUGGAAAAGUACAAGGAAGGCCUGAGCAACACAAGAGAGAUCCUCACAGAGCUGAAGCUGUUUCCCUCAGAGGAGGACUGCGUUGCUGUGCAGCACGUCUGCACCAUCGUCUCCUUCCGCUCGGCCAACCUGUGCGCCGCCGCGCUGGCCGCCAUCCUCACCCGCCUCAGGGACAACAAAAAGCUGCUGAGGAUGAGAACCACUGUUGGCAUUGAUGGGGGGCUCUACAAAACACACCCCAGGUACGCCCAGCGGCUGCACAAGGUGCUGAGGAGGCUGGUGCCCACGUGUGACGUGCGGUUCGUGCUGUCGCGGAGCGGCAGCGGCCGCGGGGCCGCCAUGGUCACGGCCGUGGCCCUCAGGCUGGCAGCCCAGCGCCGCCGCCUCGACGCCGCCCUCGCCCCCUUCCUGCUGCCCCCCAGCACCCUGCAGCAGGUCAGGGACAGCAUGAGGGCUGAGCUGGAGUACGGGCUGAAGAGGGAGGCGCAAGGCCAGGCCACGGUGAAGAUGCUGCCCACGUACGUGUGCGGGAUGCCGGAUGGGACAGAGAAAGGAAAGUUCCUUGCCCUUGACCUUGGUGGCACAAAUUUCAGGGUUCUGCUGGUCAAAAUCAAAAGCGGGAGAAGAAGAUCAGUGCAAAUGUACAACAAAAUUUUUGCCAUUCCUUUGGAGAUCAUGCAAGGGACAGGAGAAGAGCUCUUUGACCAUAUUGUCCAGUGCAUAGCAGACUUUCUGGAUUAUAUGGGGAUUAAAGGUGCUCGGCUUCCUCUGGGCUUCACCUUCUCCUUCCCCUGCAGGCAAACCAGCAUUGACAAGGGAACACUUGUGGGAUGGACAAAAGGAUUCAAGGCGACAGACUGUGAGGGGGAAGAUGUUGUUGAUAUGCUGAGAGAGGCCAUCAGGAGAAGAAAUGAGUUUGACCUGGACAUCGUAGCCGUGGUGAAUGACACUGUGGGGACCAUGAUGACCUGUGGCUAUGAGGACCCAAACUGUGAGAUUGGCCUUAUUGCAGGAACAGGUACCAAUGUUUGCUACAUGGAGGACAUGAAAAACAUAGAAACAGUGGAAGGGAAUGAAGGAAAAAUGUGCAUUAAUACAGAAUGGGGAGCAUUUGGUGACAAUGGCUGCAUUGACCACAUCAGGACAAAAUAUGACAGAGAAGUAGAUGAAGGCUCCCUAAACCCAGGCAAACAGAGGUAUGAAAAAAUGACCAGUGGAAUGUACCUAGGUGAAAUAGUAAGGGAAAUUUUGAUUGACCUAACCAAACAAGGGCUGCUGUUCAGAGGACACAUUUCGGAAUCACUCAGGAAAAGAGGAAUAUUUGAAACAAAAUUCCUGUCUCAGAUUGAAAGUGACCGGCUGGCCCUGCUGCAGGUGCGGCGCGUCCUGCAGCACCUGGGGCUGGACAGCACUUGUGAGGACAGCAUCAUCGUCAAGGAGGUGUGUGCAGCCGUGUCCACCCGGGCUGCCAGGCUCUGCGGGGCAGGGCUGGCUGCUGUCGUGGAGAAGAGGAGGCAGAACCGAGGUGUGGAGAGCCUGCAGAUCACUGUUGGGGUGGACGGGACUCUGUACAAGCUCCAUCCGCAUUUCUCCAGGAUCCUGCAGGAAACAGUGAAGGAGCUGGCCCCUCAGUGUGAUGUGACUUUCAUGCUCUCUGAAGAUGGAAGUGGGAAGGGAGCUGCCCUCAUUACUGCAGUUGCAAAAAGGUUGCACAACGUUGGACAGAAGUAGAAAUGAGAGGCCAAGGAGCCCCAGCCCUGCCAGGCGUGUGCAGCAGGGGUUUGCUGGGUGGUGGUUCCACAAAGCUUUGCCAGCACCAGCACUGGUAGCUUUUAUUGGGGAGCAGCUGGUUUUGACCAACCAGGAUUGUGGAUUUUUGGUAACUUGGUGUUUCUGCUCCUCACUAGAAUUAUGUCUUGGCAUGGCACAGCUCUGUACUUCCUGCAGUGCAUCUCCAAUGCUCGUGGGAGAGUGAAAACAAAACAAAAUCAACCCAAAUGUGUCUUUUUACAACAUCUUAAUUAAGCUGCUGCACCACAAUUGAGUUUAUCACCAGUUUCUUAGGAUUCUGUGCUUAGUUUUGCCUUGCUCUGGCUCGAAGAAUAUUGAGAUUCUGAUGUUGCAUCUCAUCUAGUGGAAUAUUUGUUCAAUGCUUCACAGGUUUUACAAUAAAUUUGGAGGUGAAAUAAAUGAAUGGUCUGUGGUCAGUGAUGCUCCCCCUGCUGCUGCACUGGUUGCAAGUGUAAUGCAACACUCCCCUGAGGACAGGAGGCAUGUUUAAUUAAUGAAUGUAAAGUAAAAAAAUGUGAUUCCACAGAAUAUCAGUUUGUGCCAAAAUGUGUCAGUGCAUCUGAGUCCCAUAAAGCUAAACCAGUGCUGCAUGGAUGCUGACUGUGACUGAUCCUUUGGAUCCUGCAGGAAUCAGAGAAGGUAAAAGGAGCUACAGAGUCUGCAGUGUCUGUGUCAGGGCUACACAGAGGGUAUCAAACAGGCCACCCAAAUAGUGUGUAGAGGGGAAAAAAAAAUCACCCAAAUUUCUGAAAGUCUCCUCUUUGUUUUCCCUCUGUUAUCUUCUUGCGUGUUCCUGAGAGAAUUGUUUCCAUUUUGUGCAAAGGAAGUUUAUCCUUGGUUUUCAUUUUCUGUUGCCUGCCUGUUUGUAGUCUGUUUGUAAAUAAAUCUGUGUUGUUGUGAGCCUUUGCUCCUCUGUCCAGUGCAUCUUCUGAGUUGUGGGAAGAGCAUGCAGGCAAGUGGGAGCUUUCUUAAAUCUAAACCUUUAUACCCAAACCUUCCUUUAAAUCUAAAUGUGUUUGUGUACUCAGCAGCACUGCAGUGAUUGUGAAGGGGGUUUGUGGAUGGAGCCCAUGGCCUUGUGUGACCAAAUGUCCCCGACCUGCUCUACCCAGGAAAAACCAAAACAAUAAUUAGUACAGAGAAGCUGCAAAUCUGUGUCCUGCCUGUUGUCUCUUCUCAAAUAUUCCUGUAUCACUUUUAAUCCUCUCUUUUUGGGUACUUGCUUCCUCGUGGGCUGGCAGCAGAAAGUGGGGCCAAGAAAUGUGCUUGGAGCCUAGUUAGGUCAAAAGUGACUGUGGUGCAGGGGGGUGAGCACUUGGGUUUAUGUAAUGAUCUGUAACAAGGCUGCUGCUGGGUUUAAAUUUAGCAAUCCCAAAUUCAAAAUUGGAAGCUACACCAGACUUUUGCUGUUUUGUAGUUUUAUAAAAAAACCCCAAAAUGUGUCAACAGCUCUGUGUCUGUGUUGGAGUUACUGGAUGGGUAGAAGAUACUUGCAAAUAAUUUCACUUCUGAAGGAAUUCCUCAUAGUGCUGAGCUCACUGUACCAAGUUGUUAUCUCCUAUUACAUUUAAUGUUUUUCUCCUUUUGUCGAGAAACUUAGUGUUUUACUUUAUAUUUCAGAAUCCACAGAGCUGCAGAAGCCAAAGUUUCCUGUGUAAUAAGGGCAGGGAUCUGGAGUGGAAGUUUGUUGCUGGUAACAAACAAGUUAAAUCUGGAGGGGCUGGGUGUAGAAGAAAAAAAAAAAAAUCAGAUAUUGAUGUAACACAGCAUAUCCUGUGCUGAACAGGAUGUGCUGCAGUUCAAUACAUGACAUGGUUAGCCAAUAUAAAAUAAAAUGGAAUUUUUCCAGUUUCACAUCUUA